UGACACAGUGAGCUGAAGACACGUCUCACUCCUCACAUCAUGUUCACGAUGAAGGCGGGGGACAAAAGGAUGUUUGGGGGACUUGUCUUCCUGCUGGCAGGUGUUGCUGCUCAGACGGUGAAGCAUCCACGUUCUGUUUGUGCUGUGAAGGGUUCGAGUGUCACGCUCCCCUGCUCCUUCAAACCGGCCAUCAUCUUUGUUGUGGAUGAACAAGAGUUUCUGCUCCAGAUCGUCAGAGUCGUGUGGUGUAAGAACCAUCUGAUCUGUCAGAGUCCAACUCCGACUGUGUACGACAGCGAGUCAAAGACAAACGACCCUCGCUUCCUGUACCUGGGAGACAAGAGGACAAACUGUACUCUACAGAUCAGAGACGUCCGUGAGGAAGACAACGCCACGUUUCGCUUCAGGAUGGAAGCGGCGGAUGUGUCUGGACAUUUUACCAAGAAAACCGGAGUGAUAGUCUCAGUCGUUGACGAGUCUGAGCUGAGGAUCGAGAGCUCCAGUGAUGACGGCGUGAGGUCAGAAGGUCAGAACAUCAAACUGCUCUGCACGUCACGCUGCUCCACCCACCAACUCAACAUCACCUGGUUCAGAGAUGGCCACGCCCUCUCAGAGACUGGCCCCGCCCUCCAGCUCAGCGCUCUGACAGCAGGGGAUUCUGGGAACUAUACCUGUGGGUCGAAGACGUCCCACUCUCCGCCGUACUCUCUGCACGUGGACGUGGUCGCCACAGGAAGUGACUUGAGUGUUCUGAUCACGGUCCACCUGCCACUGCUCGCCCUCCACACUGUCCUCAUCAUCGUUGUUACAGUGACUGUCGUCCACAGAACAUGUGACUGCAGAAAAGCAGCAGCAGCUCAGCAGCAAACAAGCAUGUGACAUGAGGACAUGUCCACAAGCGGACAGCGAUCUCACGCGUCUGGUCGUCAUGACGGAAGAGGACACGCGGUGGUGCAGCGACGCCACCAUCUGUCAGCUACACUUUUACCUCCUCUGCGAUGAGUCAAAUAAUACCACUUUUAAAUGUGGACUAUUAAAUAUAAGGUCUCUCU
Molecule: messenger RNA, 1052 nt
Organism: Solea senegalensis (Senegalese sole)
Lineage: Eukaryota; Metazoa; Chordata; Actinopteri; Pleuronectiformes; Soleidae
Product: B-cell receptor CD22-like
Exons: 5
Coding region: 40-879 (279 amino acids)
Source: RefSeq, a predicted model, not a curated record